Messenger RNA from Candidozyma auris, 2172 nucleotides. RefSeq names its product Tco89p (gene TCO89). Gene Ontology annotation, cellular component: fungal-type vacuole membrane; TORC1 complex. The coding region runs from base 1 to 2172 and encodes 723 amino acids. The transcript has a single exon. The record is from RefSeq and is a predicted model, not a curated record. NCBI's taxonomy places the organism in Eukaryota, Fungi, Ascomycota, Pichiomycetes, Serinales, Metschnikowiaceae. Gene Ontology annotation, biological process: TOR signaling.
AUGACCGAGGUUCCACCAGAGAAGCUACAACAUACGAACUCAGAGCCCUCACUAUCAACUACCGAUGGACCCGUACAGCUGCUGCCGUCACAAGAUCAUAUCAAACCUUCCCGUCAUGGUGCGUCCAGAACGCCGACUCACGAAAAGAAACGAAGAUCGCACAUGAGAUCUCAUUCCCAUACGAAGACACCAGUAAGACUCAGCACAUCGGGGCCAAAACCCCAUUUAAAUCGUUCGAAAUCGUCCGAUUUGAUCAGAAAUCAAAGACAGCCGGGGCUCAAGCGGAACAACAGGUCGUUCACAAAAGUCCCCGUGCUUUUACCUUUGAACAAGAGCGUACUGAACAAUGCAGGGAAAGCUCCGUUGAACCGGUCAACGCUGGCCAAUUCUCUAAAAGGAUUUGCACCGUUACGUAAAACCACUCUGAAUAGCUCAGCUAAGGAUAAGUCUUUGUAUAAGACCUUUUCAAAUAGCUCCAUGAGGUCUAGCAAGUCGCUGAAUUCGCUUAAAGGAUUGAACAACUCGGUGAAUAAUGGCUCGGGAAUAGGGUUGCGUCUCAGCUCCAAGAGAGGAAGAGCAAUCGUAAAGUUAAAUGAGGACGCUGAGAGCAACGAGUAUGAGGACCUUAGUGAAGACUCCGAGGUUGAAAGCAAUGAUCAGGAUCAGUCGAAAGAGACGGUAGCGCUGAAUGCCCAGGAAUGGAGUGACAAAAAGGGAACAUCUCUGGAGAAUUUGCAUAGGAGUAUGGAGGAUGUGAGAGAGGAACACGAGACGGAUAAAUCCAUUUCUGAAGGCGCUGAGAAGACCGGCGUUAGUGGACUCCAGGCGCUACAAAACAGCCAUUUACAAAGAGUUCAGGACCGCGAUAAGGGUAAAUGCACUUCAGAGCCUCCCGCAUUCAUGUCGACGAAUAGCUCGUCAGAAGAGCUCAUGGAUAAGAAUCUAUAUGGUGGGUCAUUACUUUUAUCGCAGUCCACUGGUAUCACUCGCAAAGUGGGUGAACCACUCGCUUACAAUAUCAUGGAGGGGGCUUCCGAUGAGCGGUUAGAUCAGAAAAUGAAAGAUGAACGUAUAAGUGGAAUCUCAUUCAAGGCUAGACCCAAUAACGAUUUACGCAACAAAGAACCCGCUGAACCAGUGGCGGCUACAACCACGGCCGCCAGUGUUAGCUCUUACCAGCCUGACCAAAGCAUUUUCAGCAACCUUCAAAAAAACAACUCCAGAUAUUUAAGCAAGAUCAAACUGCAACGGUCGAACCAGCAGAUAAAUCUGGGACAACAGCAUAACGUAACAGGGGGAAAGGACUUCUCCAACUUCUUGAACAGCAGUCAUUCUUCGAAUGGCGGCCACGGUCACAAUAUCGAGACUAGGACGCAACAGCGCCUUUGGCUUCAAAGAGAAAACUCACUUAUGGAUGUCUCGCAAAACCUUGACCAUGCCAAGUUGCAGAACUUAUCAAACAUGUCACUCAACAAGCUCAUGUUUGCGCACAAUUACAACAACAGCACAACCAACGUAAGAGAUCAAGCUCGACCACAGAACCCUCAAACGCCUGGUGCUCAAUUAGGACCUCUGCCGAGUGAAAGUGAAGGUCCUAACACAGGAGAUCCAGGUAACGUCACGAACCUUUUGUAUCUCAUUCAAAGCGGCCAUCAGCAAGGAUCUGUGAGGUCACGAACAGAGUAUGAAAGGUUGAAUCGAGAAUACCUCAAUGUAAGACGACACCUCAACCCUGUGGCAGAGUCUUUGAAUAGGUUGGAAAAGUACGAUGCCAACUUGAAAGGGAUCCACGUGCAAAAGAACACCAAUCUCUCGAAGAGCGCAUCGGCGUCUGUUCAUUCACAAGUGUUAAACGCAAAUAAGUUUGAGGAAUUUGCUAGCGAGAGAGAGAAUCGUGACGAUAAGGCGUCCAUGCUUGUGAACCGGCUCUGGCAAGAAGCAUUACUCCAGACGUCGUCAUCCUCCAGUCCUCUGAUGUCACGCCACGGAGAUUCGAAUGAACACAGUUCAUUUCACCUCAACCCACAGCAGAUCCAGCGAAGGAGUCAACCGAUGGGGUCUAGUCGCAGUUCAGGGAGUGUUUCUCAGCGGUCUUCAUUAACGCCAACCACAAGAGCGGUGAAGCUCGCAGCACAAGCUUCAGCUGAUGGCAGUAGCUCUUUUCAGAGGUAA